AUGUUAAAACAAAAUUCAGAUGAUAAUUUAAAUGAUUAUUAUAAUGAAAACGAUAAUAAUGGUGAUGAAAAUAGUAAUUUAAUAGAUAUGGAAUCAGAAAAAGAGCUAUUGUUAUAUAGUAAUAAAAUAAAAGAAAGUAAAUUAUCGAAAUGGAUGAAUAUCUUAAUAGUAUUUGCAAUAUUAUUUUUCGGGGAAGUUGCAAGAGGUAUUAUUAUUCCAACCAUUACCCUUUAUACCGAUGAAAUGGGUGGAACUGCAUCUCUUUUAGGAAUUGUAAUAUCUGCAUUCAGUUUGGGUAGAUUAAUAGCAACUAUGGUAUUGGGAAUGUUUUCAAAUCAUACAAAUUAUAAACAACUAUUCAAUGGCUCCAUUUUUCUUUGUGUUAUAAGUUGUUUAGGUUACUGCUUGGCUUAUAUUGAAGAAGAUAACGUAUUCUUGGGUCAAUCGAUUUUAGUGUCUUCAAGAUUUCUUUUAGGUUUUGGUGCUGGUACUUUAAGUGUAGUAAGAGCAUACUUGGCCGAUAUAACAAUGCCCAAUGAAAGAACAACUUAUAUCGCACUAUCAAGUGCACUUCAAUUCCUCGGUUUUGCAGUAUCCCCAAUUAUUGGCUCACUACUCACAUACUUGCCAGUAUUUUAUGUUGGUCCAAUUAAAAUCGAUCAAGUAACAUCUCCUGGUUGGUUUUUAUUCUUUCAAAAUUUAAUUUUAUUAUUGGUCAUCAUUUUAUUCUUUUCAAAUCCAUCACCAUCACAAUUAAUUUAUAACACAAGUUAUUCAUCGCUUCAAACUAUAAACGUCGAGAAUGAAUCGAAAAAUAACAACAAUGGCUGUGAUUUAAAUUUUAGCAAUGAAGAGAGCACAAGUACAAGUAGUAACUGUUUAUCAAAUAGUAACUCUCUAAAAAAUAGCUCCAGUGGUAUAAACGCCUCAAAUGACUCAAUGUAUAAAGUAUUAUAUAAAAAUAAGAGAGUUUUUAUAAACUUGGUCUUGUUUGUAAUAAUCAAUUUCUUAAUCAGAGCUGUUUUGGGUAUUUAUGAAACCAUUGGCACACCAAUUUAUAACAAUUUAGACGAUACCAUUGACAGUAAAAACAGUGGCUACUUUUUUGGUGGAUUAGGAUUUAUGGGUAUAUUUUUACUUUUACUUAUUAGUUGGUUCUGCAAGAAGGAUAUUUUACAUGACUAUUGGAUAUUAAUGUUUGGAAAUUUGGUAAUGUUGGCUGGAUGUUUUAUUACAAUGGUACAUCAAAUGAAUUGGACCCAGUUUACAGUUAGUUAUAUAUUAAUAUGGGGCUUUGGUUUUCCUUUAGCUCAAACUGUAGUGGUCUCAAUGUUUUCAAAAGCAAUCUCCUCAACCAUUGGAAACGCCUCCCAAGGUACUUUAAUGGGUAUUAUUGGUUCAUCUGGGUCUUUGGGAAGAGUAGUAGGCCCUUUCUUCUCUGGAUACUUGUACAAUCAACAUGACCUAUUACCUGUUUCAACUUUUGCCAUGGGCUUAUCAUUACUCCUUUUAUUUAUGUCCAUAAUUGUUAUUCCAAAAGAUAUUAUAAAAAUUAGAUAUUUAAAUUAUUCAGAUGAAGAGGAAUAA
Molecule: messenger RNA, 1587 nt
Organism: Dictyostelium purpureum
Lineage: Eukaryota; Evosea; Eumycetozoa; Dictyosteliales; Dictyosteliaceae
Exons: 2
Coding region: 1-1587 (528 amino acids)
Biological process (GO): transmembrane transport
Molecular function (GO): transmembrane transporter activity
Source: RefSeq, a predicted model, not a curated record